AUGGCCUCUGAGUAUGACAUAAUCGACCCACGAGGGGACAUGCUCCUGCUCGUCGAGAAGCAUGCAGGCCAGUUCCACACUCGCUUGUUGACCGUGUCUGCUAGCUCCACUCUGGCAAAUGAGGGCCCCGAGCAGUCAUCGGGCGAGCUUGUCCGUGCCACCAAAAACAAUCUUCCCAGUCCCGACAUCACUCAGGCGAGAAUCCGGGUUUCGUCAAAGCACCUGGCCUUUUCAUCCCGCUUCUUCCAAGAAAAGUUCAGUAGCGAGGAGAGACUGAAUCAAGAAGACAUCCUGCCGCCUUGCUUCAACAACCUUGGCGCAUUGUACGUUCUGCUAAACGCCAUGCAUUGCCGGGCCCGGAAUGUCCCGCGUCACAUCACUCUUGACACUCUGUGCAUGCUGGCUAUAUUGAUCGAGGAGUACGAGUGUCUCGAGGCAGUGGAAGUCUUUGCUGAGACGUGGAUUAUGAACCUCUCGGAGGGCGUUCCGAAGAUGUUCAAUAAGGACGCUGGUCGAUGGCUGUACAUCGCUUUGGCCUUCCGUAACAAUGUACUCUUCCAUCAUAUGACUCGCAUUGCGAUCCGUGAAAGUCCCGGACCCGUUCCCACCUUUGGCCUUCCCGUUCCUAAUAGCUUGAUUGGCCACAUUGAACACCUGCGUCAGCACAAAGUAGACUCCAUCGUCAUCUCGCUCUACGAACGGAUGGAAUAUCUUUUGGACCAUGGCGGCUGCUGUCGCUCGUGCGAUACCAUGAUCAUUGGCUCGAUGAUGCUUCAGCUGAAGCCGCGCGAGCUCUUCCCUCCGCCUCAGGCGCCGUAUGAGGGCUUGAGCGUGGAGCAUUUGCUGCGCAUUGUCUCAGGCAUGCAGGAGCCCCGAUGCAUGGAGUUAUUUCAUGAGCAGACGGGAUGUCCCGCGAUUGGCUGUUCCUUGAUGCCGACGACACGCCUUCUCCUGCGACGGGUGGAUCACGAAUCGACUGGGUUGGAAUUGGAUUCGUUUCUCUCCGGUUGAACUGUCCUGUGGCUUUGAUCCGGUGUUUUAGGAUGGAUGAUCGCUUGGUGUUCGGAUGUGGUCCAUAUUGGCUUUGAUAUCUCACCCGAUAGGGAUUGACCUUGGAUGUAAUAUGAAUUUGAACGAUCAUGCAAAUUGACA
Molecule: messenger RNA, 1152 nt
Organism: Aspergillus ibericus CBS 121593
Lineage: Eukaryota; Fungi; Ascomycota; Eurotiomycetes; Eurotiales; Aspergillaceae
Exons: 3
Coding region: 1-1011 (336 amino acids)
Source: RefSeq, a predicted model, not a curated record